AUGAAUGUGGAAGCGGUCGACACGAAAGAGAUCAUCAAAGUUGGUGUGAUUGGUAUGGGACGUAUUGGUCUCGUUCAUUUGGAAGCCAUUACCAAGGCUCCCGGUGUUACCCCCGUUAUCGUUUCGAAUCCUACCGUUUCCAAGGCCGAGGCAGCCGCCAAGCAGUACAACAUCCCCCGCUUCACGGAAGACGCCAUGGAAGUCAUCACGGACCCCGAGGUGGACGCCGUUUGGAUCUGCUCCCCCAGUCAGUUCCACGCUGAACAGAUCAAGGCCUGUGCCGCCAACGGCAAGCACGUCUUUUGUGAGAAACCGAUUGCCACUGAUCUGCCCGAAACCGUCGAGGCCAUCAACGCCUGUAACGAAGCUGGCGUCAAGCUCAUGAUUGGACUGCAGCGUCGAUUCGAUCAGAACUUUAAGCGUGUACAGGAAGCCGUCACCCAAAAAGAAGUCGGUGAACCCAUCAUGAUUAAACUUUGCUCGCGGGAUCCUUCUCCUCCACCGGCGUCCUACGUUAAGGGCGGUGGUGGUAUCUUUGCCGACAUGGCCGUACACGAUCUCGACAUGAGUCGUUUCUUGGCCGGGUCCGAUCCUAUUGACAUUCUUGCCAUUGGAUCUUGCCACAUUGACAAGACCAUUGCGGAUUUCGAAGGCUCCGAAAAGUUCGAUACCGCCAGUUGCCUCGUCCGCUACCCCAAUGGGGUCCAGGCCAUGAUUGACGUCUGUCGUCAGAGCUCCUUCGGGUACGAUCAACGGGCCGAAGUACUCGGUACCGAGGGGAUGAUUCAAACCGACAACGUCUACCCCAACACGGCCAAGAUUUACAAAUCCCAUUUCACCGGAAACGCCGACAUGCCCUACGAUUUCUUUCUCUCGCGUUACAACGAAGCUUACGUUACGGAAACUGUUGCCUUUUGCGACUCCCUCGUCAACGACACACCCGUACCGUGCACUGGUGAAGACGGUCUCGUCGCUCUCAUCAUGGCCAUUGCGGCCGACAAGUCCGCGGCGGAAAACCGAUGGGUCACCUUUCGCGAAAUC
This is a messenger RNA of Phaeodactylum tricornutum CCAP 1055/1, 1041 nucleotides long. RefSeq names its product myo-inositol 2-dehydrogenase putative. NCBI's taxonomy places the organism in Eukaryota, Bacillariophyta, Bacillariophyceae, Surirellales, Neidiaceae. Gene Ontology annotation, biological process: NADPH regeneration. Gene Ontology annotation, molecular function: oxidoreductase activity; nucleotide binding. The record is from RefSeq and is a predicted model, not a curated record. The annotation marks the transcript as partial. The transcript has 2 exons. Gene Ontology annotation, cellular component: cytoplasm.